Molecule: messenger RNA, 2333 nt
Organism: Vidua chalybeata
Lineage: Eukaryota; Metazoa; Chordata; Aves; Passeriformes; Viduidae
Gene: ILK
Product: integrin linked kinase
Exons: 13
Coding region: 308-1882 (524 amino acids)
Biological process (GO): cell-matrix adhesion; substrate adhesion-dependent cell spreading; integrin-mediated signaling pathway
Cellular component (GO): stress fiber; focal adhesion
Molecular function (GO): protein kinase activity; ATP binding; protein binding
Source: RefSeq, a predicted model, not a curated record
UCCACAUCCCGUCCCCUGCCCCGGGUGCUGAGCAGGGCCGAGCUGGGCACUUGGCCAUCCGGGCAGGGCUGGGGCUGGUCGGGCCUGGCAGCCCCGCGGGACCGGGUAGGGGCCGGUGGGUGACAGGAGGGCACAGUCCCGGGCCAAGCAGGGGACAGGUUGGGGUGUCAUCACUGCGGUGUGAGGUCCCACAGGGCCGGGACUAGUGUGGCAUGUCCUGGGGACCCCUUUUCAUGAGGUGCCCCAAAAUGGGUGGGGGAUAAAUCUCGUCUGGGAGUGUGGGUGUUCUGGUGCCGGGACAGGGCCAAUGCUGCUGUGGGUGUGCUGGGGCCAUUCUAGGGUGUACGAGACCCCAGCAAAAAUCCAGGGUUCUGCGUCCCACGCCUCUGGAGCUGCCUGGGGCACGGGGUGCAGGCUGGAUCCUGGGGAACAGCUGCAGGUGCUGGCAGCUGGUGGGGGUCCCAAUGUGUCUGGAUGGGCUUCAGGUCCAGGGGGAUCCUCCAAUCUUCCAGCAGCAGCUGCCAUGGACGACAUCUUCACACAAUGCCGGGAGGGCAAUGCGGUGGCCGUGCGGCUGUGGCUGGACAACACCGAGAAUGACCUCAACCAGGGGGACGACCAUGGGUUCAGCCCCCUGCACUGGGCCUGCCGCGAGGGCCGCUCCAACGUGGUGGACAUGCUCAUCAUGCGCGGGGCCCGCAUCAACGUCAUGAACCGGGGCGAUGACACCCCACUGCACCUGGCCGCCAGCCACGGCCACCGGGACAUCGUGCAGAAGCUGAUGCAGUUCAAAGCAGACAUCAAUGCAGUGAAUGAACACGGGAACACACCGCUGCACUAUGCCUGCUUCUGGGGACACGAGCAGGUGGCUGAGGACCUGGUGGGCAGCGGGGCCCUGGUCAGCAUUGCUAACAAAUAUGGUGAGACCCCCACAGACAAGGCCAAGACGCCACUGCGAGAGGUCCUGAAAGAGCGUGCUGAGAAGCUGGGCCAGAGCCUCACCAAGAUCCCCUACAAGGACACGUUCUGGAAGGGCACAACCCGCACCCGGCCCAGGAAUGGGACCCUGAACAAACUGGCCGGGAUUGACUUCAAACAGCUGAGCCUGAGCCACAAACUGAAUGAGAACCAGUCAGGAGAGCUGUGGAAGGGGCGCUGGCAGGGCAAUGACAUCGUGAUCAAAAUGCUGAAGAUCCGGGACUGGACGACACGGAAGAGCCGGGACUUCAACGAGGAGUACCCAAAACUGCGGAUCUUUUCUCACCCCAAUGUGCUGCCGGUGCUGGGUGCCUGCCAGGCCCCGCCAGCUCCCCACCCCAUUGUCAUCAGCCACUGGAUGCCUUACGGCUCCCUGUACAACGUCCUGCACGAGGGAACCAAUUUUGUGGUGGACCAGAUGCAAGCAGUGAAGUUCGCCUUCGAUAUCGCACGGGGCAUGGCCUUCCUGCAUACGCUGGAGCCCCUCAUCCCACGGCACCACCUCAACAGCCGCAGCGUCAUGAUCGAUGAGGACAUGACGGCACGGAUCAGCAUGGCCGAUGUCAAGUUCUCCUUCCAGUGCCCGGGGCGGAUGUAUGCCCCGGCCUGGGUGGCUCCCGAAGCCCUGCAGAAGAAACCAGAGGAGAUCAACCGGCGCUCAGCUGACAUGUGGAGCUUCGCGGUGCUGCUGUGGGAGCUGGUGACACGUGAGGUGCCCUUCGCUGACCUGUCCAACAUGGAGAUCGGUAUGAAGGUAGCACUGGAGGGGCUACGUCCCACCAUCCCCCCUGGUAUUUCCCCCCACAUCUGCAAACUGAUGAAGAUCUGCAUGAACGAGGACCCAGCCAAGCGCCCCAAGUUCGACAUGAUCGUGCCCAUCCUGGAGAAGAUGCAGGAGAAGUAGAGAAGAGGCACCUCCCCCCUCCAGUGCUGCCUUGCUCCCCCCGCCACCCCCAAGUGCCUUUAGCCCUAGAGCCAGGGGGAGCAGAGGACACCCCUCACCCUGAGCCAGCCACGGACACACGGUACAGAUGGCACUGCCUGCGCUGGAGCUCUGCAGGCUCCAGACCCCCGCCCAGGGCAGCUUCAACCCAGCGUCUGGCCAGCCCCCCUACCCCAGGGCACGGCGUGGGGCUUGGCCCUGCUGCUGGGGGAUGGGGCUGUGGGGCCCCCUGUCCCCCUUGCUGGGCAAAGCCCAACCCAGGACUCAGCCCCCCACGGCUGGGGGGGAAGGGGCAGGCCAGGAGAGGCCACCUGUGGUGCCCAGCACUGCCCCCGCUUUGCGCUUCACUGGCCACUUCCCUCUGGCCCCAGAAUGGCCUCUGGCAACCAAAUAAACGUUUGGUAUGGAACCA